Molecule: messenger RNA, 1265 nt
Organism: Syngnathus typhle (broad-nosed pipefish)
Lineage: Eukaryota; Metazoa; Chordata; Actinopteri; Syngnathiformes; Syngnathidae
Gene: gngt1
Product: guanine nucleotide binding protein (G protein), gamma transducing activity polypeptide 1
Exons: 4
Coding region: 406-975 (189 amino acids)
Biological process (GO): G protein-coupled receptor signaling pathway
Cellular component (GO): heterotrimeric G-protein complex
Molecular function (GO): G-protein beta-subunit binding
Source: RefSeq, a predicted model, not a curated record
GCCUGUGCUCUACUGAGUAUGACAUUUGUUUAUUUUUCUGCUUCUGAAACAAAACAUGCAAUGAAGCCAUUGUCAUCUCACAGCGCCAUUAUCUCAUUAGCUACGCCUGCUGGCAUGCCCCCACUUAGAUUAGUCACACUUGCUGCCAAUAGCAGUCCAAACCUCCUCAUUACUGCUCAUUGUUGGAUUGAUAGCCGGUGGAUCAAUGCGGAGAACUGCGCUGUUUUGUUCCACACGGUCUUUGAUUUUGGAGAAUAAUGAUGCAGACAAAAAGGAUGAGUGAGGAGCAGCUCUGUUCGUUUCACUCUCUGGCUUUUUGUCCUGGAGAGACUGCAAUCCGACAAGUGCAAUAAAUGUCUGCCAAGUGCUCGAUAGGAUGCUAGAUCUUAAAAAUGACUCUUCAAAAUGAACAUUGAAAUUGACGUGGGUCGUAAUAGUCUCUUUAACCAUCCCAGCCUGUGUUCCGCUCGCCUUGGUAAUAAUGUCAGACUUAUUUUCAGUAAGCGAUAUGUGCGUGUUCCAGCUCGAUCAUGUCAUUGCUCUCGUACUCUUUGGGAAUCUGUCACAGUAACAAUCACAUUAUAUUUGUUUCGCAGGCUUUUAUGGACUUUCUCUAAGCUGUUUACCAAAAGGAAAUCCUGUCUGGGCUUUGAGACACAGGAUGGGAGAUCCAUGCGGAAAAGAUUUAGCAGAGGAGAAGGAUUCUUCGGCAGGAUUGUCGCGGGGAACGACUGCUGCCUGCAAGCAAACGCAAUGCCGGUCAUAAAUGUAGAAGACCUGACAGACAAGGACAAGGCUCUCAUGGAAGUGAACCAACUUAAAAUUGAAGUGAAACUUCAGAGGUGGUUGACUUCGAAAUGCUGUGAGGAGAUCAAGGACUACAUUCAGGCCGGAGUGGAUGAGGACACUCUUGUCAAAGGCAUUUCAGAGGAGAAGAACCCAUUUAAGGAGAAAGGUGGCUGUGUCCUUUGUUAGACUGAACAUGAAGUGUUCUUCACAUCUCCGAUUAGCAGCCAAGGACAUUUUUCCUGCCCUCCCAAAACGGAUUUGCAGACUGAGAAGACUAGAAGGGCAUAACGGACAUCAGAAUUGACUUCUUUCUAAAUUACAUUCCGCAGCUUCUAGACAGACUAUCUUUUCAAUUUCUCUAAAAUUCUUUAGUUUCUGCAAAGGUUGUAUUUAAUGCUUCCCUCUCAUAUGUAAACUGAACCAAUGUGAUCCCCCACACACAGUGACCUCAAUAAAUGUGCUUGUUUAUAACUCAA